Messenger RNA from Haliotis rubra (blacklip abalone), 2530 nucleotides. Its product is annotated as regulator of MON1-CCZ1 complex-like. Lineage: Eukaryota; Metazoa; Mollusca; Gastropoda; Lepetellida; Haliotidae. The record is from RefSeq and is a predicted model, not a curated record. Gene Ontology annotation, biological process: regulation of autophagy. Gene Ontology annotation, cellular component: Mon1-Ccz1 complex; late endosome membrane; lysosomal membrane.
AUGGCGACGUCAGACACUGGAGAGUUUUACAUCGAGCUUUGUAAAAACCCGAUUCGAUUUGAGCCCAUCAACAAGGCCAAUAACAUCUUCUUUGACGAUGCCAACAAACAGGUUUUCAUGGUUCGAUCUGGUGGAGCCAUGGGCGUGACUGUUAAGGGGCCAGAUGAGAAAUCUGCAGUGUCAUUCAGAAUUGAGGACAGGGGUGACGUUGUUUCAAUAAAGUUUUCUCCAGACAAGAAAAUCUUAGCCAUCCAGAGAUCUCAAAAAUCAGUGGAGUUCAUCAACUUCCACAGUGACAUGCCAGCAGAUCAGAUGGAAUAUUCACAGACAUGCAAGGGAAAAUCGACCCAGAUCAUUGGAUUCAUAUGGACAUCUGUAAAUGAGAUUGCUUUCAUCACAGACCAUGGCAUAGAACACUACCAGAUAGCCCCAGAGAGGAGAAGCCUGCGCAACUUGAAGACGGUCAGUCUACAGGUCAACUGGUUUGUGUGGCUGGCAGAGACCUACAUCUUGGUGCUGUCGUCAGGGACUCUGGGGAAUACGCUGCAUCCCUUCCAGUUCCGGCCGGGCCUGGUGAAUCGCCUGCCCAAGUUCGAGGUGGACCUCCCAGUUGUGCCCAAGCCUGCCAAACUCAGCCUGCUGGAGCGAGAUGUCAUCGUCGCCAACAUCUAUGACUACCUGUACAUCGUGGUUCUGCGUCACCAGCCCAAGGCAGCCGUGGGGGCCGAGAUUGUGCUGUAUCAGCUACAGAAGGAGAGUCCAGCCAAGCGGACUGAAGUGCUUCAGCUGAAUAUGAGCGGCCGCUUUGCCAUCAACAUCGUUGACAACCUCAUCAUGGUACACCACCAGGCUUCCAAGACAUCGAUGAUAUUUGACAUCAAGAUGGAGGGAGACUCUGACGGCUUCAUCAAAUAUCACUUCCCUGUGUUGUCUCCCCUGCCAAUCAAGCCGUUCAAGCUCCUUCUUCCCUCGCUGAAUCUGACGGCAGCAGGCACAGAGAAGACAGAAUACCUGUGUGAACUCUAUUCUGCCAACUGGAUUGUGUUCCAGCCAGAUGUAGUCAUCGAUGCCAAGCUGGGUUGCUUGUGGUAUAUCAAGCUUCAUCUGGAGCCACUGGUCACCAUGCUGCCCGACAAGUGCAAGUUGAUCCAGUUCUUGCUGUGUCGCCAGGAGAGCAAGAUGGUGAUCCUGUCCGUAUGUCGCCAGAUGUUGGUGCCGGGGCAACAGGCCAACCUGCACACCAUCUCCCAGGUGUACGACAUGCUGAACCAGGUGUACAAGGCGUAUCGGGACGUGGAGUCUCAGGCCAUGGCGGGGGAGAUCUCCAGUACUGCGAUGACCAACAUGUGGAAGAGGAAGGUGAUCAUCGAUCAGUCGGACAUGUACACACACGUCUUCUCAGUGUUCGAAGACUGCAAGGACAUCAAGUACAAGUUCAUGGUGGCGGUUCUCAUAGAGUAUAUCCGAUCUCUGAACCAGUUCAACAUUCCAGUGCAGCACUACCUGUACGAGCUGAUCAUCAACAUCCUCGUCCACAACAACUGCUUUUACCAGCUCCAUCAGUUUCUGCAGUACCAUGUCCUCAGCGACUCCAAACCCCUGGCUUGUCUGAUGCUGUCACUGGAGAGUGUGUAUCAGCCUGCUCACCAACUGGCUCUCGACAUGCUCAAGAGACUUCAGACAGCCAAUGAGGAGAUCAUCGAGGUCCUGUUGUCCAAACAGCAGCUCCUGCCAGCACUCAGGUUUAUCCGGAGCGUGGGGAUCCAGGACACGGUAUCAGCCCGCAAGUUCCUGGAGACCGCCAUGCACACAGAAGACAACAUGCUGUUCUUUACCGUCUUCAAGUUUUUUGAGCAGAGAAACCUCAAGCUGAAGCAGAAUCCCCGCUUCCAACCAGGUGACUACUGUGAGCAGUAUGUGCGACAGUUUGAGUCGUUGUUUGGCACGGACGCCCUAAGUCCCAUCCCACCCCUAGCGUGAACCCAUCGUCACCGGAGUCAACAUCACCUGACCAGCUGGGACUGUGUGCAAUGGCAACUCACCUGCCCUCUGUGAUAAGAAGCAAACCAGAUGAAACACUAGCCCCUGUACAACCCCUAUAUUCAAGUCAAACCAAAUUAUCGUUACAGAACGUGAUGCUGUCAUUGGCACAUCCAUCUUGUUUGUUUAAUGAAAACUGUGGGUGAGUGAGGAAGGUCUGUAGCCACCCACCCCACACUUGUUCAGUUCCUAGGACAACCUUGUGGAGUAGAAACCCAGCAGAUACUUGCUGUGAAUGAACUGACACUAACUGUGGAGAUGACUUCACACAUCCAGGUAUCCCCCAGUUACCAUGGACAGGUCUUCUCAAAUGUGGGAAGUAUUUUGUGAAAUAAUCAAAGUUUUGACAUACAGAGAUAUUGUACAAUGACCAUUUUCCUUCCUGCUAAUUCCAGAUGUAGGGUCCUAUGAUUUCUGAUGUGCAGAGAAUUAAUUUGUAUAUAUUUAUGUGUAUAUAAUUUAUGUGAAAGAAUAAACAACACGACUGUGA